UCUGCAGUUCAUUUCUUGUACAUGGGCUUCUUUUAUGUGUCAAAAUAUUGAUCUGUCAAGUCCGGCUGCACUCUCGUGCAUCAUCGCCGUGUGCAUCUGCCGAGCUCGCACCGCGUCGUGGCACUGCCGGUAUGAUACCUGCCCUUUGGAAUUACAAGCGCUUUGUGGCUGGCUACGCCCGUCUACGGGACACAACAGAAGAAUAUGCAAAAUUCUCAAGAGUGAGUGGUGGCGCCAGGUGAGGCUCUUCAAAGACUUGCUUCGAACUAGAUGCCGAGGUCAGCGUAUGUUUCGCGAGUGGUGUGUGAUCAUUGACCACCUCACGGAAUUCCUUUGGAACACGGUCCGAGCAUCCCUUCCGAAAGGCACAAGAAGUAUCCCUGCAGAAGGAAAGCUGCUGGUCCUUGGAGACGUCGUUUUGGAUUCAAAGUAUGAAAAGACCCUGCGCCUUGGACCCAAGUUCUGCCUCGACCCAGGCCUGAGAACCGUUGAAAAGUUGGCCUUCGCCCAUAAUGUGUCAUCUAAGGCUCAGCCCGAGGACAGAACUAGGAAGGAAAACGCUGCUUAGUAGCCUUUACGGGAAGGCGUCCCCAGGGACUCUGACGGCCGUCAUGGGACCAUCCGGGGCCGGCAAAACUACUCUGCUCAACAUAUUAUCAGGCUUCUAUGAUAAAGGCUACGCAGGUGAGGUCCACGUUAACGGCUAUGUUCGCGACCCCAAGCUCUUCAACAUGCAAAGCUGUUACGUUAUGCAAGACGACUGCUUGCUGAAAGACUUGACAGUGCGGGAAACCCUCGGAAUGAAAUUCGAGCUGCGCACGCCGGCGCUUGAAGGUGGAAGCGCUUCCCAUUUUGAAACCAUAAACAAAUGGGGCCUGAACAACUGCGCCAACACGCUGGUGAAAUCGCUUUCGGGCGGAGAAAAGAAGCGCCUGUCUAUUGCACAGGAACUCAUCGGAAACCCGCCACUCGUAUUCCUGGACGAGCCAACAAGCGGAAUGGACAACAGUUCGGCGCUGCGCUGCGUUCGUGUGCUCAAGUCUCUUGCUUCGUGCGGACACACCGUGAUUUGUGCAAUCCACAAUCCCAGCACUGCGCUGUUCUCGCAUUUCGACAGACUUUACGUGCUUUCGGAAGGGAGAUGCAUAUACAAUGAUUCGGGGAACAAGUUGUUGGAAUUUUUGGAUUCUCAAGACCUUCACUGCCCACUUCACACCAACCCUACUGACUUCAUUACAGAGAUAGCCGCUGGAGAACAUGGAGAAGUGAGAGGGAACUUGUCCAAGCUGUUCGUUCCCGAUCAAGUCAACCAUGACAAAAAUAAAUGCAUUGAUUCUUCCAAGUUCAGCCCUCAUGGAGGACGGCUUAUGACUGAGAAGGAAAAGAAAGAGCAAAUACAUGAGUACCAGUUCCGAGCAAAAUACCAUCGGCAGUUCAUGACACUGUUGAAGAGGUGCUUCAUUUGCAUCACUAGAAACAAGGUUACCACUCUCGUCCGCAUAGCGGCAUCUUUGUUCUUCGCUUUCCUGUUGUCCAUCUUGUACUAUGGUUGUGGAAACAGGGCCGCUCAGAUUCAGGACACGGCUGCCUUGUUUGUUGUCACUACGUUCAUGAUACUGCUGGGAUUCGUAAGCAGCACCGUACUCAUACUUCCUUUGGAGAUUGACGUUGUCAUGCGAGAGCAAAGAAACAGGUGGUACGACCCAAGUUUGUACUACGUUGCAAGAAUAAUCGCCGAAGUACCAGUUACGAUCGUCUGUCCUCUCAUGAUGAUUUCCAUCACCCAUUGGAGCACUUUUCAGCCUAUGGAGUUGUCCCGGAUCGCCAUCAUUGCACUUUUCGCUGUCCAGAUGUCCUCAACCAGUUCAAGCAUUGGUUACAUUUGCUCGGCACCUCUGAACCCUGAGCUGGCUGUAAUCGUGGGCCUGGCGUCGGCGGCACCGGUCUUCUUGUUCAGCGGCUUCUUCGUGCAACGCCGGUACCUGCUACCGGCUCUCACGUGGCUUCCGUACUCGACGCCUAUAUUCUACGCGUACCGAGCUAUGAUGACUGCGGUAUUCGGUGGAGGCCGCAGUCCACUUGAGUGCGACGAACGAGACGCAGACGUACUGUGCGUGCCUGUGGACGGCGCCCAAGUGCUGCACAUGCUGGACGCAGAAGACGUGAACUUGGCGGCGUAUUCCGGUAUUGUGUUGGCUAUGGACCUGCUACUGAAGGUUAUCGGGUUCGUGCUGCUUAAGUGGAGGCUCAGGCGCAAUAGCUGAGAAAACUUUAGCGCUACGAAAAUCACGUCUUUGAAGAAGAAGGUAUCUAGCAGUUCAUAUAGGACAUUCCAUAGGUCACAGGUGAAAAAAAAAUAAUCUAGUAGCACAUGUGCACCAUACAGGAAGACGCCGUCAAAGUGUAGCUACAAGGCCUCUCUUCUGAAGAUAAAUAA
Messenger RNA from Dermacentor albipictus, 2437 nucleotides. RefSeq names its product ATP-binding cassette sub-family G member 1-like. NCBI's taxonomy places the organism in Eukaryota, Metazoa, Arthropoda, Arachnida, Ixodida, Ixodidae. Gene Ontology annotation, biological process: transmembrane transport. Gene Ontology annotation, molecular function: ATP hydrolysis activity; ATP binding; ABC-type transporter activity. Gene Ontology annotation, cellular component: membrane. The record is from RefSeq and is a predicted model, not a curated record.